AUGGAAUCCGUUGGAAUUACUCUCGAUGUUUGCACUCUCAAUGUUUUGAUUAAUUGCUUCUGCCAUCUGAACCGGGUCGAUUUUGGUUUCUCUAUCAUAGCAACAAUUUUGAAACUUGGAUAUCAACCAACCUGUAUAACUCUAAACACUCUUCUUAAUGGUCUCUGUCUUCAAGGUAAUAUUCUUGGAGCUUUGAGGUUGGUAGAUGAAAUGGAAAACAAAGGGUACCAACCUGAUGCAAUUACUUGUGGAACAAUAGUAAACGGUUUGUGUAAGAUUGGCCAUACUGGUGUGGCUAUUAGGUUGCUCAGGAAUUUAUGUAAGGACAAAUUGGUAACUGAGGCUUUGAACCUUUUGUCUGAAAUGAUAAGUAAAGGCAUUCAGCCAGAUGUUGUCACUUACAAUUGCGUAAUUCAAGGACUAUGCAAUUUAUGCCGGUGGAGGGAGGCUGCUACCAUGUUGAAUGAGAUGGGACAAAGGAAGAUCAAGCAAGAUGUGCAAAGCUUCAGCAUACUGGUGGACACACUAUGCAAGGAAGGGAUGUUGAGUGAGGCAAAAAAAGUUUUUGAAGUGAUGAUUCAAAGAGGCAUUGAGCCUAACAAUGUCACUUACAAUUCUUUGAUUGAUGGUUAUUGUUUGCAAAACCAAAUGGAUGGGGCAAUUAAGGAAUUUAAUAUGAUGGUUGAGAAGGAUUGUUCACCCGAUGUGUUUAGCUAUAACAUAUUGAUCAAUGGAUAUUGCAAAAGUAAAAAAAUUGAUGAGGCAAUGUGUAUCUUUCAUGAAAUGUCCUACAAGGGAGUGAUUCCUAAUGUUGUGACUUACAACACUCUUAUUGAUGGGUUUUUCAAAGUGGAGAGACCCCAGGCUACACUAGAGCUAUUCCAUAAGAUGCAAGCUUGUGGCCAACAUCCAAUUCCCCAAACCUAUAACAUCUUGUUAGAUGGAUUUUUUAAGAAUAGACGAAUUGUUGAGGCAAUGGCAUUGUUUCAGGAGAUGGAAGAAAAAAAGUUGGACCACGAUAUUGUGUUUUACAACAUCUUGAUUGAUGGUUUUUGCAAUGUCGGGGAACUUACAACUGCAAGAGAAAUUUUUAGCGGUCUUUUUGCAAAAGGAUUGCAACCUAAUAUUCAGACUUACAAUAUAAUGAUCAAUGGAUUUUGCAAAAAUGAACUAAUUGAUGAAGCAGGUGAGCUGCUUGAGGAAAUGGAUAGCAACGGUUGUUCACCUAACCAUUACACAUACAACAUAUUAAUCCAAGGGUUAUUGCAACAUGGUGACACAGCAAAGGCAAUGAAAUAUCUCAAAAUCAUGGUUGGCAAGGGAUUUUCAGCAAACGCAACAACUGCUGCCAUGUUUAUUGACUUGCUAUUGUCUAAUCAAGUAGAUGAUAAUAUUCGAGAGCUGCUUCCAAAGUCUAGGUUCUUAUAUGAGGCAGAGGCAUGUUCUUUCCCAUAUUCAUGGAACCUGUUCCCAAUUCGUUCAUUUGACAGGUUCUGUAAUCUGGAGAUUCUUCAGAAGGUGUCUGGACCACCAAGAAGUUCUGGGCAAGGGAUGCAGAAAGUAGUAAGUUCAGGGAGCAAGGUUAAUUGA
Messenger RNA from Quercus lobata, 1590 nucleotides. Its product is annotated as putative pentatricopeptide repeat-containing protein At1g12700, mitochondrial. Gene Ontology annotation, molecular function: protein binding. Bases 1 to 1590 code for a protein of 529 amino acids. The transcript is spliced from 4 exons. The record is from RefSeq and is a predicted model, not a curated record. Lineage: Eukaryota; Viridiplantae; Streptophyta; Magnoliopsida; Fagales; Fagaceae.